This is a messenger RNA of Pieris napi, 1668 nucleotides long. Its product is annotated as lactosylceramide 4-alpha-galactosyltransferase-like. Bases 1 to 1044 code for a protein of 347 amino acids. The transcript is spliced from 3 exons. Gene Ontology annotation, molecular function: hexosyltransferase activity. Gene Ontology annotation, biological process: glycosphingolipid biosynthetic process. The record is from RefSeq and is a predicted model, not a curated record. NCBI's taxonomy places the organism in Eukaryota, Metazoa, Arthropoda, Insecta, Lepidoptera, Pieridae.
AUGCUCAUUAAACCUCGAAGAGUUAUAAGAAAUAUUGAAAUAUUCAUAUUUGUAUGUGUAUUCGGCCUGAGCUUAUACUGUCUUGUGCAUAGCACACGUGAACUUACCACGUACGAGUUGAUACAUAACAACAAAAGUGAUGACAUAUCAUGUCAUUAUAUUGAUGGUGACGAUUAUCUCCCCACCGUCGAUGGCACGUUUUCUCCUGCCCCAUAUCCGAUUUUUUUCCACGACACUAGCUGUAAAGGAUAUUUAAAUUCCCGCCAGAUGUGUGCAAUAGAAUCGGCGGCAAUAAGUCACCCAGAAAGAAACAUCUACGUCUUCUUUAGCGGUCCUGUUUCCAAGUCAGCAUUGCUAGGAAAAAUGUCUAUAAUGUAUAGGUUCAGUAACGUGAUGCUAGCUAGAGUACACAUAGAUGAAUACUCUGCAAACACACCCAUACAAUUUUUUAUAGAAAAUGGCACAUUGAAAAAUACUAGCUGGGCAAUUGAAAAUACAUCGAAUGUACUAAGAUUUCUCUCACUUUAUAAGUGGGGUGGGGUGUACCUAGACACAGAUGUAGUUGUGGUAAAAUCAUUUGAUCUUUUAGGAGAAAACUGGAUUGCAAAAGAAGAUGUGUUCACAAUUAACUCGGCAGCAAUUUCUUUGGAUAAUUAUACAUUAGGUAGAAACGUUGCAUCUGAUUUUCUUGAUGAAAUAGUGAAACAUUAUAAAAGCGAUAAUUGGGCACAUAAUGGUCCUGGUGUUGUCACAAGAGUCUUAACCAGGUACUGUGGAACUGAUGACUUAACAAAAAUGACUAAUUCAAAAUGCCAAGGAUUUACUGUUUUAGAGCCAAAAUACUUGUAUCCAAUUCAUUAUAAUGAUAGAAUGCAGUACUUUCAGCAUGGUAAUCCUGAGAACUAUCCCGAUGCUUAUUUGCACCAUAUUUGGAACAGACUUACUCAUCACUUAAAAGUUCCAAAACAUUCCUUGUAUUCCAAAUUAGCACAGAGAUAUUGCCCCUCAGUAUAUCAACUGUAUAAUGAAGAAUUUGGUUUAUAAUUCUACGACUUUCAAAAUGUGAUAUAGAACUAUAUAUUUAAUGCCUCUGUUAAUGAUUUAAUUGAUUGAUCACUAUUUUAAUUGAAUUCUACUAAUUUUCUUGAGUUUAGAUAUAAAAUUUGUAAGAAUCUUUGAACAAUUAUUUUAAUUAACUUCUUAUUAGAAUCUAAAAAUAUACUAUAAAAUUCACUAUGUAGGUAUUUAUAUAAAAUCUAGGUGCUGUAUCCUUGAUAGAGCAAAUAUGUAUAUAAUUGAAAUAUAAUGUAGUAGAAGACAUAUUUAAUUCUAUGAAAUUGCACUUUUUUACUACAAAGUUAUAGUAUUACUGAGGUUCUCUUCACAAUUUAAUGUAUUGGGGACUUAUAUACAACAGAACUUAUUAGGAUGUAUAAAGGUAAACACAAAAUGCAGUUUUUUUUGGGUAUUUUAUUACUUACAGUAAAAACCGUCACAUCACUUCUUAGCGGCCGCACCUACUUUAGAUUUCUUAGUACCACGCACCUUCUUCAUUCUGUUCUUACGUUCUUUACGCUGUUUGCGCGUGGGUCUCUUCUUUUCGUACAAUCCAUGGCGCGCUAACCUAUGUUUGGGCUCAAACUUCUUAGCGAAAUCUAAGGUGUCGUA